AUGAGACAACAAUGGAUACAGGUUUGUUAUUCUCCUCUGAUUCGCAUGAAUCCUAUCCUGUCUUGCUCACGUUGACUUUAUUUAUCGUCAAAUUUCCGUGGUCGUUCGUCUGGUCUAACGUUUUUCCCUCUGUUCGCCCAUAGGUGUCAAUAUCUUGUCACUCCGAUUACGUGCGUAAUCGGUUUGAAUGAUCAUUCAAACCGGAGUGACAAGAUAUUGACACCUAUGAGCGAACAGAAAGGAAAAACGUCAGACCAGACGAAAGACCUCGGGAGGUCUUGCUGACUACAAACUGGAGCAUCGAAGGACCAUGGAAUGACAAAUCAAAUCGAUUUGAUUUGUCAUUACCAUGGUCCUCCAAGGCCCCAGUCAGUACUCACCAAGACCUCCCAACUUAUUUUUUAGGCGCCAUGUCGAUAACCUUAAUAUCAGGAAAGGACAACAGGUCCAUCUUCUUCCUCUCUCGCUAAGAUGCAUGACUAUGUUAGUCCGGGUGGGCUAAUGCUUGGUUUGUUCGAAUAAGCAGAUGCCAUUUGCAUGAUUUUUAUCUUAACCUAAGCAUUGGGUAAUAUCCAGGAUUUAAUUUUGGAGGGCAGAACGGAAACCCUUACAAGUUACUUAGAACGCGAAGUCUGAGCCAAGCCCGAGGAGCAAGUUAAUUUGCACUCAGAACGGACCAUUAAAGUACUUAGCAUCCUUAGUGCAAGAACCCUAUCCGGCAUCAGACACAUGACGGCAUUUUAAGUAUCCUUCGCCGAGAAAAUUUGUUUUCUGGUUAGGUAAACAGACUGUUCUGUUUGUGAAGUUGUCCAUAACCAGCGAUCAAAUACCUUCCAAGAGUCGAGUGUUCGCUGCACUUUUGCCACCUAUGAAUUUCGUACAUCCUGUAAGGAUUUGACUUAUAUGGCUUCAGUAGAAAAGAGGACUUGCCAUGGUCAGUGGCCGAUGGCAUGAAAUGUUAACCGAAAUUCUGAAAUACGUUUACCUUUAGGAAGGAAUACUUCAAUGGGGUUGUAAUACUGGUCAUCGUGCGACAUAACCCCAAGAUUUUUCCAAUACGCCGAUGUGUUGGUUUUUCAAUACCCUCCUUUUUCGCCGCCUUCAAGGACCACAAAUUGUAAAAAAACAACUAUUUAAGUGGCACGCGUUUUUAUACCGACUUUAAGUGUGUUCAUAAAUUCAAACAUAUUUUAUAGAAAGCACACACCGAAAUAUUUACUCUUGUACUUAUUUGGUAGAAAUUAACUUUGUCAAAUUUUAUGCCCGAAGUAAGGAUACAUUUAGGGUUUAAGAAACUUUUCGAUUCCUGAGUAAUUGAAGUGACCUUUCAGACCGACCUGCCGUUGAAUGUGUUUAGCACUUCCAGUCGGCAAGCUAUAUACUUUCCGUGUAAAUAGCACCAUGCAUUCUUCUAUGCUGUUAAGAAAAUACCAUAUACGACUCACGAAAUUUUGCAAUAAAUAUGGGCCAUGUCGAAUACUUCACGGGCUACAUUGGUCAGCGGACAGAUACGGUGCUAUUCGAACGUAUAUUACACAGUCUUCAAAAAUAUCAUAAUUAAAAUAUUUUUAAAACCGAAAGAUACCUUUCUCUCAGGUAUGAAAUUCUAAGACAUGAUUCGCUACCAAGUGAGUAGAAGGAGGAGUAGUUUAAAAUUUUUUUCAAUAAUAUAUUUGAACUUAUGACGCCAUCUAGAAUCAAAAAAGCAAUUCAUACCACCUACGUUGCCAUUUUUACCGAAUGCGACUUUUACAGGCAGUCGAAAUGAAAUGCCUUCAUAUGUCAACAUCUGGGCAUGUUUGAAGUAUCAUGGAGUCGUGCUGCACGAUAGUCAAUAUCACGACCCCACUAAAGUAAUUCUUCCUAAUCGAAAACGUUUUUUUCAAAAUUUCGGAUAAAAUUUCAUGAGAUCAGUCACUGACUGCCCGUAGUCUACUCUUCUAACAUAUGAAGUCGUAUUCUACGAGGUUAUUCUAACGUAUCUGGUUUCUCUAUCGUUGCGACGGUUUUCAGCUAAUUCGAUGCGUCAAGUCUCUUUGCAUUGAACAGGAAAGGUAGCGUGAUGUCUCAAUGAAUUGUUUUUGUAUGUUAACUAGCAGUUUUGUGCGUCCUUUUAAUUAGGGCCUGCACAUAAUGCUAAUAAUAUUGCCUGGACACGCUCAAGCUUCGGGCGUCUCUCAUGCGUAUCAUGCCUAGUCCCGUUUUACGGCCUUAAAGCAGAUCCUUCACCUUUGGUCCAUGCGAGUAUUAGCGUUGUGCAUACUAUCCCGUCAGUCAUAUGCAGACUUUUACUACUAUGAAUGUUGGGGAUAGUAGUGUUUUCACUCAGUUGCUCCCGUCACUGCAGUUUUUAAAGAAAUAUUAAGGGUACCAGAGACACUCCUGGGAUAACUGCUGAGUUACUUGUACAGUCAAGAAGAAACUUGUCAAAUGAAUGCCUUCAGAAUAUUUUCUGUACCACGCUCCAAUAAUUAAACAGACUUAUUGAUGAGCUCUGUAGAUGUUAUUUUGGCAUGUAGUGACGAUCCUGUUUUUUCUCACAGAAAUAAGUUCUUCUUAUUUCGGAAGGCAGCUAUAACUAGUGCCGUCUAGGACAAACUAAAAGUGAAUCGGUAAUGUCCGAUAGUUACUCGCCACAUUGAACCGUUCUGUCAUUUUUCCCCUAGGUACAGCAGGAGAUUUCGCAGGAAAGCGAACUUGUCGCCGAUAUCAACAAGACCCUGUCCAGUUUCACGAUAACCAACCAGGACAACACGGUGGCGCCGUUAAGCCACCACACCUCAGAGGAGCCGACACGGGAUCCGUGUGUCUGGCCGCCCCCACCACCGCUGGAGCGCAGGCCUAUCUUGGCGCCAGCAGGUGCCCAGUCGGGAAACUCCGCCCCCUCCAACGCGGCGGCGCCCUCUUCGCGUGCACCAAGACGAACCCAGAGGGAGGCCGCUAACCGGGCUGCUCCCUCAGCCAAUCGCGGCAAGUCUUUACCGGGUGAGAGCGAGCUUUUUAUUGACCAUGGGGCUCUUUUUCUACUGAAUCAUAGCUACCAGAUGCCUAAGUGGUGCACGUUUACAACCAGAUUGGAACAAACUGGGGUGCUCCCCGAUCGUUCUUUCAGAACUCACUCGUCCCGUUGUGCCUUACGGGCUCUCUCUCUCUCUCGAGCCCAACCAGCAGCCGCGCAGUGGCGCAUAGCGUGGGCAGGAUGUUAUUACCGACAAAGAAAAGGGAGACUGAGAUGGCCAUUUCUGGCUUAUUAGCCGUUGUCAACCGGUCAUGCACAACCCCAAAAUGUGGAACACCUGGGGUUCGAUCCUGCAACGUGUCAGUUAGACGUUAAAUGCCUCUAACCACUGAGCCACGGGCACCUUGUCCUGUCGGUUGCGAUCGGAAAUGUACAAUGGUAGAGGGGCGCUCACGGAUCUGUAAUAACAUUCUGCAUCCAUCAUGCGCCGCUGUGCGGUUGCUGGUUGGGCUCGAGAGAGAACCCGUAAGGCACAAUGGAACGAGUGAGUUUUUUAAGAACGAUCGGUGAGCGCCACCACCAUUGUAUAUUCCUGAUGGAAAACCGACAGGGCAACGGGCUAGUGGCCCAGUGGUUAGAGGCGUUGGAUUUAUAGCUAACAGGUCGUGAGUUCGAGCCGCAGAUGUUCCACCCUUCGGAGUUGGGAUUGACUGGCUGACGACGGCUAAUAAGCCGAAAAUGGUCAUUCCAGUCUCCCUUGUCUUUAUCGGUAAUAACAUAUUGUGCAUUGGAUCUCCGUCGGAAUUGCUGUGAAUUGAUUCUCAAUCUCAAAGUUUGCUUACUUGUCGUCCAAGUGGCUACUCUAGCAGUAUGGUUGGUGCUAGAUUGCGAUGAUCGCCCCCUAACCCUGUUUUGACUCUUUUUCCGUCUGUGCCUUAUACGAACGUGUCUGGAAGCAAUGUGGCCUGGGGCCCAGCCACACCCUAAGGUAAUUCUGCUAUCUGAAGAGAUUAACAACAGCCAGUCAUGGGGGCGAAAAAAGAGACUGGUUUUGUCACGGAAAGAACCGACAAAAACAUAUUUGGCACUACUUUGCCGUCCUGUUUGGCAUUAUAAAAAGUUGUCUCUUUGGAGAGUAUCCCCCCAGCCUGGUGUGUGGCCUUGGCUGCACUAGUCACCUACCAAUGUCAACCUUUUCCGCGCCUGAUCCAGCUGGACCCUAUUUAGCGAACAUUACUGAGGUCCCGCAACUACCUGAAUAAAAAAAAUAGCUGAGAAAAGCAAGGCAUCAGAAAAGAAAAACAGGGGAACUACACAGCUAUGUUCGAACUUUAGUUGCAGCCAAAUCAAGCUCUUCAAAACUAGGGACUCGAACCCGUAUCGGGGAAUUUGAAGUCAUAUGCUCUUCCAACUGACCACGAACCCAUCAUCAGCCAGCUGUGGUGAAGACACUUCAAAGGCAUCUGGAAAUUCUGUAACCGACCCUGCAUAGUUGUAGGAUGACCUUUGAAGGUUCCAUUUUGUCUCAGAAAUGUAUGUCAGGGUCCUCAUGAGAGGUCGCGACAAUCGUAAGCGUUACUAGCUAAUACGAACCGAAACUUCAAGCUAGCAAAUUCAGUAUUAGUGUUUAUUUGGCAGUUAAUAUUUAAUGCAAUACAAACGUUACCAAUCGUCAUGCCUGUCCAGUCUCAUGAAGGAUCGAAAAAUGGUAUCACCAGGCGUGUUUUACCUAACGCCAUUGCUUUUUGCGACACCCAUGUAGGCCUCUCCAUCGAUGUUCGCCUUCUUAUGCACUGGCUCCUUAAAAAGCCCCUUAUUCGCCACCAGGCGUGGGAGGGAGAGAGGUCGUUGCUGUGUUAGCCCUCCUAGCCACAAUACAAAUCGUGCUCUAACCAGCCUUGCCCUGAGCGUACCGCCUCCAUCCUCAUUCUUACACUUUACUGCCAUCCCCUGAAAUUAUUUAGCGGGUAAGAAGAACGCUCGAGGUACAGGGUCCUCGAAUAACGCCGCCCCCGAGGAGCGGAAAUACGAAGGUGUUGGGAUUGACAGCGACUUAGUGGAAAUGCUGGAACGCGACAUCCUUCAGCGCAACCCCAACGUGCGGUGGGAUGAUAUCGCGGAACUCGAGGACGCCAAGCGUCUCCUCAAGGAGGCCGUCGUUCUGCCCAUGGUCCUGCCCAACUUCUUCAAGGGUAUCCGGAGACCGUGGAAGGUGAGUAGUCUCUGAUCCAGCCUUUGCAGGAUUACCAGUUCUGCAAUCAUCGCAGUGCAGAGGUUGUUUCUUUAGGGCCAACUGUACAGAAAAAUUUUAUAAUUUAUGGGUAGACAUUAGCACAUUGCACGGAAAUUUGUUUCUAGCGUAACAGACAUGUGCGACAAGAGGAAGUCAAUGCAACUGGAGAUGGGCGUGGACACAAUCGUUGACAAAGUCAAGUUGCCCACCUUCUGCAUGCGUCAUGUGACCUGAUCCCUCAUUCCACGCGUAACAGGCUUCAGACAGAAGCGCUCGGUCUCGAAGCGUCCGUAGGCGAGGGUUACCCCAAAAGCCACAUUGUCUAAGAGCCUUUGUAGUCUGACUCUCCUUCCGAAUUAUCCCCCAGACCACGAAUUUUUGCACGUCACGACAGUUUUAGGUUCGUCGGGCUUAUUCUCACGAAGUGGGACACCUUAGUGUUGGCCUCUCUCCUACUCUCUCUCCCUCCCCCCCUCCACCUCUCCCUAUUUCUCACUCCCCCCUCCUCCUCGCCCUCCCUCUCACUCUCCCUCCCGCUUUCUAUCCCUUUUCUCUCCCAUGCGCCAGUGGCUGUCCCGCACUGUAGGCCGACUGGUGAUAUGAUUGAACGCCAAGACUGAGUUGGUGUAAGACUGCUGAGCCGUGCGUACGGAUAACGAGCGGGACCUUAGGGUCAUCCUUCGAGUGAAGUACACCGACUUCGUCUCACAUGAGACAGUCCACACUCGCUGUGACAGCAUCGCAAGAAAGAAAGAUGGCGGAGGUGGUUUGGGCACGUCCUUCAUCGAUGCAAGCGAAUGUCCGAGUUCCAGGAACAAGUUGCUAAGAAGAAGAAGCGAUCGCUGAAACAAGUAAUUUAUUCGCCAACGACAUCCCCACUCCAUAUUCCGUGCUGAGGCAUAAUCUGGCCAAAGUAAUUGACCACUCGGGGAGCGCGCAAGCCGGUGAGCCAGAUGGCCGAGCAAUCAUCACGCCAUCAUCCAACACGGGUGAUGAGAUUUCAACAACUAACAACUUGCAUGCCGGCCAUCAAGCAAUUAGCGCACCAGCGGGCAACAAUUCUUGAUAAAGUGGAGCGCGAUUAAUUACCAGGUAUGGGGUUGCAAAGCGACUGCAUCCUAUAAAUACUGCAACUUCCUGUGCACAAAUCACCCGUUUCCGUCACUGUCUCUGAUGAUGGGUUCAGGCGAGAAUCCGAAACGUCAGGCGAACAAAGCCCUUCUUCCAGCGAUCGCUUUUACUUCUUGUCAACAUUCAUCACCGUCGGUCUUAGGAGCUCUGUGUUACUGCCCUCGAUCCGGCACCGUUAUCCCAUUGGAUACGCCGAAGAGGGGGUCGACCCAAAACCUGGCUCGACACUGUUCGUCAAGACAUGGAGGUGGUUCUUGGACCUUCGGUAUUCAGUCUCCGUCGUUGGCGAGGAGAAUGGAUUGAACUGUCCAGACUUGCUGCCGCGGAUCGUUACGCGUGGAGAGGCACAGUUUGAGAUAUCAUUGAGGUUGGCUAGAUCAGGCAUGAUUGCAAUCGUAUCAGUGCAAGGCUUUGUCUUGUGCGUGUCACGUGCUUACGCAACAAUGACAUAGCCCAACUAACUCACCCAGUGGGCCAACACGACGCCGGUUUUAGCCCAUCACAGCAUCAGUGCAGUCUUUUUGAGAGUGGGAAUGGCAAUAGACCUCAGGGAAGUGUAUAAACCUCGCGGCUCAGCAGCACCAAAAGGCGUGAGCGCUGUACUGUUAUGCGUCAGUGGCGCUCUCAGACGGAGGUCUUGUGCCGCCUUCUUCGCCCUAACUUGACCUCUGGGUAGUUUAAUUUAGACUUGCCACCAAUAAAUGGUUGGAAGGGGGGAGAGAGAGGCCGACCGGGGAUAGUUUCUCUACGCCCGCCUUUUGGGCCUUGGUGAAUCCGAUGCGUCGCGGCUUGAAACAUUUCCAACGGAUGGGCUAACGUUGUCCUCCUCCGAACCGGGGAUCAGACUGCAACAUGAUAGCAUCCUCCAUCUUCCUCUCUUUAAUUGGAGACCCGAAAAUUUUUUCCUGGGUUGCCUGCUCGCGAGCACGAGCACGUGUGUGGCACGUGUAGGUGGGGUUCCAUGUCAGGUCAACCGCUUCGCACACGCCCAGUUUCUGUCGUUUUUAUUUUGUCUUGUCAUUGGAAUACGGUGGUCGUGCGAAGAUAGGGGGAGAUAGUCUUGAAGAAGGCGACACGAUCGCUGGGACAAGAGCUUUAUUAGCCUGACGUUUCGGAUCCUGCUCGAACCCACCAUCAGAGACAACAGCAGAUACGGGUGAUUCAUGCACCAGCGGCUGCAGUAUUUAUAGGAUGCACUCGCCAUGCUACCGCAUUCCUAUGAACAUUCACGGCUCCACCCUCCGAGAUCGAUGCACGUGACGGGUUAAUUACUUGAUGGCCGACGUUCGCGUCGUUAAUUGCUGCAAUUUCAUCACGUGAGUUGGAUGUUGGUGUGAUGAUUGGUCGACCACCUGACGCAUCGAUCCUGGUGUUGGGAAGAGUUUUCACCUGUGCGCUCCCUACGUGGCCAAUUACUCCGCCUAGGCGAAGUCUCAGCACUGAGUAUGGAAGGGGAAGUUCAUUGCACUUGUUAAUAGACUGGGGGCCAAUAAACCAUGAUUCAAGUAGCUCCCGGCUUACGCGGUUGUCACCUCUCGCGAGAAUUCCGGCCUCGUCGAAUUUGAAUGUGUGGCCAGAUCUCGUCGAAUGAGCCGCAACUUGAGAGCUGGCGUCAUUUCUCCGCACCACUGCAGCGUGUUCGGCCAUUCGCGUUCGGAGCUGUCUUCCGGUUUCUCCGACAUAGUUGCUUUGUCCGCAACUGCACCAGAUCCGAUAAGCGACUCCAUACAUUUCUAUCCGUGACAGCGAGUCUUUCGGUUUCAUGACCAGACGCCUGUUGGUUGCCUCCGGUCUGUGUGCCAUUCCAACCCCAAGUGGUGCGAGAAGGCGGCCGACAGCUUCCGAAACGUUCUUGACACACGGAAGCAGUCGUCAAGAUUGGUGUCCGUGCGGUUAGGCCUUCCGUCCCUUUUGCGUAUGCACCGGUUGACAAAGUUGCUUGAGUAGCCAUUGGCUUUGAAUACACGCCGGAGGUAAUGUAGUUCGGCAAUCUUGUCUUCCGGUUCACUGCAGUGCGUUUCGACACGCCGAUAGAGCGUCCUUACACAACUGCUUUUGUAGUUGAUUGGGUAGCUGCUGUUGAAGUUGAGUACUUGCAUCGUAUUUGUCGCUUUCCUGAACACUUUGGUCUUUAGUCCACCACAAUCUUUGCGGCAUACGAGGACAUCCAGGAAGGCCAGCUGAUUGUUCUCUUCCUCGUCCAUCGUAAAUUGUCUGUCCGGGAAGACCGCAUUCAGACGUUCCUUGAAUGUCAGCAGUUGAUCCCGGUCGAUAAUGACGAAGAUAUCAUCCACAUACCGCGCCCAGAACUUCAGUUUGUUGUGUUGGAAGACCAGCGGCUCUAACAGUUGCAGGACCGCCUCGGCGAUUAACACACCACGUGCAACGAUCCCGGAUGAAGGGGAGAGCCGUGAAUGUUCAUAGGAAUGCGGUAGCAUGGCGAGUGCAUCCUAUAAAUACUGCAGCCGCUGGUGCAUGAAUCACCCGUAUCUGCUGUUGUCUCUGAUGAUGGGUUCGAGCAGGAAUCCGAAACGUCAGGCUAAUAAAGCUCUUGUCCCAGCGAUCGUGUCGCCUUCUUCAAGACUACUUCCUGGGACUCGUCUUUUUGCUUCUAUAGGGGGAGAUAGUUGCUUCACAAAUUCACUAGUAAGCCGCCGCGGCUCCUCAUUUACGAGCUCCGAACUGCCGAUCAGGUCCAUACUGCAUAAAUCUACCGUGUGCCUCACACUUAUCGUGGGAUUCGAUCCAUCGCUAAAGUAGCCAGCUGUUCUCUCCUCCUCUCCGAUGCCGUCACAUGCUGCAGUUGUGUAAAUACCGUCCAUCUCCUUGAACCGCACUCGAGCAUUGACCAUCAAUUGUCAGGAAAUGGCUGCAAUGCACUACUUUUUUAGAAGGCGGGACUUAAGGAAGUCAACCUCCCUGUGGUGGAUGAGGAAGCAGCAUUCUUCCUUCGACUAAUUUUUACGGAGUUGGCGGCCCUGCCUUCUGAAGCCGGUGAAGGUCCCAUUUCCAUGACUUUACACUGUUGGCGGAUAGGGUUGCGUUAAUUACAUUAUUGUCUUUGUAAGAGGUGUAUUAAGCCGUAGGGCAAUUUAGGAGUCUGAGGAAACUGCUAUUUCACGGGGAAAAACGUCCCCGCACUCGACCAGUCAAUCGGAAUACGUUUUAGAGGCGUGAAGAAAUGAGGUUGUUCGUCUGUCUUCCGCCAAGAUUUGCAUUAAUAUAAUUUACUUCAAUAUCGCUACGACUACGUUACUACCAUAUUUUCAGUAGGCAUGUUAUAAUGCUUAUUUUCACGCUGGCGAGGACAGGCGCGAUUGGAAUGGCCGACUAUAGCAUAUUUGACAUCAUUGGCCAUUCGUACCCCGACUCCGGGGAGAUAGGGUCUAGUGUUUCAUUGAGUUACGGGCUCUGCGUCAGCCGGCUGAGAUCGGGGUUGUCGCGUCACGUGGAACUGACAUUCACUGGAUCUAGCCCGGUUGUAGCGCGAAAUUUGAACAUUUCGUUUCGCCGUGGAGCUUGGCCUACUCAGUCUCUAACUUGUGGAAUACAGAAAAAUGGUUCUCUUGGUUUAUACUGUAACGUUUGAGGGUUAUUUUGGGGAAGAUAGGUGGAAGUCUGAUUGGAAAUGCGUCCAUCUCAGAGAGAAUGGUAUUACAAACGAUUAUUCACAAAAUAAUGGUCACAGUCCCAACCUAACUUGAGCAGAACACAAAAGUAGGCCUGCGUGUUCCUAUGUCAGCAGCAUUUACACCAUGCUUCUUUCUUUUAGGGCGUUUUGAUGGUGGGCCCGCCGGGCACUGGGAAGACACUUCUGGCCAAAGCGGUGGCCACAGAGUGCGGGACCACCUUCUUCAACGUCUCCAGUUCCAGUAUGACAAGCAAAUGGCGCGGCGAGUCGGAGAAGUUGGUGCGCCUCCUCUUCGACAUGGCACGCUUCUACGCCCCCAGCACUAUCUUCAUCGACGAGAUCGAUGCCCUCUGCUCUCGACGUGGCGGUGACUCCGAGCACGAGGCCUCGCGGCGCGUUAAGUCGGAACUGUUGGUACAGAUGGACGGUGUGUGAUUCGCCUUAUGCUUCUUGCCUUUUUACGCAGGGGCACCCUUUAUGAUGUCCACUUAUUCACACAUUUUACGGGGCACCCCAAAUGGACUGUGCAAAACCAAAAUAGAGGUCACGGUGACUCGUGAAGCGCUUUAGUACGGCCACGCGGAGUCUACGUGAGUCUUCAUCAUGCGACACGCUCAAGACAGGGGCUCACACCGCGUCGGUCACCGCGUUGAGUUUCACCACCAGCCGGUCGACAGCCUUGGAGGGGUCAUUGAUGCAUGGAAGAGAGAGUUCAGUACUGACGUACCCUCCCCCCCCUCGCGUUAAUUCGGCACACUCUCCACUACUAGCAAGAAGACGGGAAAGGCUGGAGGACCCACUGGCGUGCCGAACCCCUCGCAGCUGUGUCAUGCAGCGGCAGGAUAUCGGCGAAACACGCGUGUAUGGGCCUUUGGCUAGUACCUGUGCUGUAAGUAUGGAGUCACCUUACCCUAAAGAACGCUCUCCACUAUUAUAAAUCUGACACUUGACUGUCGCGUCAUGUUGUAAAUUGUGGUUCAGGAGUUUGCUGGUCGAUGAGAUAAUUUGACCCACCUUGAUGCAGUCCCUUUAUUGUGGUAAACAUUUCUUCCUGAGUUUGAGGGUCGCACAAAACGACGUAAACCAAUGGAGGGCUUAGCCCGCUCCUUUGGAGGACUACAUGGUGAUGAGCUAACUGUGAAAGCAAAAGAAGAAGAGACGUUCACCGGGAGGGGUUUAUUGGAGGUCCGACAUUUCUAGUAGUUGAUUCCUCUACCCAUCUUCAGAGACUGGAAAGUCCUGCGCACAGCUCCCCUUAUAUGGCGCACUUUGUACAAUGCGUGACCCGCCAAUGCCGCCUGUGUGGCUGCAUCCAACCCGCAUGUCACUGUGACCUGAAUCGCCUCCGUCGGCCUCGGAGGUGACUGACGGCCCCGAUCGUCCCGCGCCGUGACUGUCCCCCGUUAGAAGGUUCGUAAAGUCAGAUAAGGGGAGGCAAAUUGAUGUGGCGGUUGACAGAGUGGUCGGUGGACAUCCAGACUUCUUGCACUUGUCUUGCUGUAUGAUCACCGUCCCGGCCCCCAAUCUCAACGGCGUCAAACUUGAAGAUGUGUCCCAUUUGCGCGGCAUGGGUAGCUACCUCCGACUUUGGGUCCAACCUUCUCACGGCCAACUUAUGUUCGUGCGUUCGCGUUUGCAACCGUCGGCCGGUUUCCCCAACGUACUUGCGACUUCCGCAACUGCAUUGAAGUCGGUAGACAACGGCCGACAUCUCCUGCUUAGGGAUCGGAUCUUCUGGCCGCAUCACUUGCCGGCGGAUUGUUGAGUCAGGCCUGUGGGCAACACCUAUUCCGAGUGGCACGAAGGAUUUAGCCACGGCUUCGGAGACCCCUUUCAUGUAUGGAAUGUACCGCCACGAGUUUGACUGAUUAUGCAUUUCAUUCCGUUUCUUUGGCUGCCUUCGGCUUCGUUCAAUGAAUGUUCGCGGAUAGCCGUUGGCUCUGAAGAGUUCUUGGAGGAGCUUUAUCUCGUCCAGUUUGGCAGCUGGCGUGCUGCAAUGAGUUUCCACCCGUCGGUAUAGCGGGCGAACACAGCUUCAUUUGUGUUGUAGCGGGUGGUUGCUGUUGUAGCUGAGCAUUUGCAGCGUGUUCGUCGGUUUUCUGUAGACCGACGUCGCUAGUUUGCCGUUUGGCUGGCGGCAGACGGGAACAUCCAAGAAUGGAUGUUUGUCCCCUACUUCCUCUUCCAUCGUGACCUGUAGAUCGGGAAUGAUUGAGUUCAGUAGUUCCGCAUAGUAGUUGAGGAAAGCUGAGAAAGCGCUUGAAUGACCCACGCCCAUGCUGAGCCUUGACGGGGUUACCAGCAGUAAAGUGUCCGUUAAUAUUUUCGGUAAGGAUGUGGUAUGUAGUCGGGGUAGGUUUAACAUACAAGACUCGCUACUACACUUAUUUAAGUAGGUGUUGUUCGAUUAAGUUCUUCCUCGUGUAUCAGUCACGCCCUACGUCCAGGGCUUUCCACACGCCUGUAUGAUAGCUGUUAAGGUUUCACGCAGACUCGUCCAACAAAUGUGACUCCCGUUUUGGUCCAACGCACAGCCCGUUUGGCGGAGGGGCUGCCGUCAUUAGCGCUGAGAUAGUUUCAAUUUGCACCUCUAUGACCACACCGUCCGGUCACGAAAUUGUCCGGUCAGACACCUGUGAAUCUAUCUCGGCAAAAAAAGAUGGAAUCGCUGCCAGCAGCUCUGCCCAACAGUUGUCAAACUCUCACACACUGUCCCUCGUUCCCUCAGAUACCGCGUGGGUCAAUGGAACUGCGGACUUCUGGAAUGAAGUUGGCCAUCACCAAUUACGAUGGGCGAACUAUAAUGUGCAGUGCAAAUUUUGGGAAGCAAUAUUUUGUCUGUUCUCCCAGAAAGUACCUGUCAUCCCUGAGGGCUUGCUUACUUACUCCUCAGUCUUUGUCUUCAGGUCUCACUGGUGCAACAGGGCAAGAUGACCCUACCAAAACCGUCAUGGUUUUGGCGGCAACCAACUUCCCCUGGGACAUUGACGAGGCGCUUCGGCGUCGUCUGGAGAAACGCAUCUACAUCCCUCUCCCUAGCUGUGAGUUAUUUCAUCUUACUUCCUACGUUUCAGUAGGUGUGUUUUUUGCUCUAUUUUGUCCCUCCGACUUUCGAUUGGUCACCGGCUGCAGCAGUACAACUGCAGCGCUUGUUCAGUUUCAUUGUACAAUUUCACAAAUAAGGGUAAAGUGAACAGCAUUUCUGGAAUAUCAGACCGCGUCGUUCUCUAGCAUGUGUGAGAUAGAAAUGGCCUCCCCCUCCGGCCCGAUUCAGUGGCCGUCUGAUUAUUUUAUCUGAUGAAGAUGGUGAUGAUGGCGACGGAGACGUUGGUGCAGCCAUCUACAUAUUCAUUCUCUAUUUUACUAUUUCUUAUCCUCUGUUGUCAUUUUCAUCCUUUCCACGCCCUCAAAUUCGCCUGCACAUGCGUUUGCAAAUGUUUUCACCGCAUACACUUUUUAAACGUGCUUAUUUUGCAUGUUCCCCAGAGGUGCCGUCAAAAUAUUUUUCAUGUUGCUAUGACGACGUUUGGGAACUUUUGUAACACUUGUGUUUAUCUUCUUCAUCUAGCAAUCUUUAUUUGUGGAAUAAGUAUGCACGCGUCAGCCAGUUUCUACCAAGUCAUUAGACUACAAGUUUUCUAACGUGGACUACACCCGCCUUUAAAAUGUAACCUCAACACGUUUUUUUCACAAUUAUUUCUGGGAAACCAAAUCAUUUAGCUUAGCAUUUAGUUAUUGAAAAAAGUGACUAGCUGCAAACGUCUUCAGUGGGAGGCUAGCAUUUCGCAGGGUAUUGUUUGUGUGAAAAGUAUGCUUGAUUCUUAUGACCACUGCAACCCCACCCAGGUAUUAUUAUUAAUUAAAAAACUAAGUCAUUGUCCCCACCCCUUCGGGUGCAGUAGGUUUUUUGGGAAGAACAUCCGCAAAGCGUUCAACCCACUACCAAACCAGUCUGGUGGCACAAGAACUGCGGUUAGCGAAACUCCUGGCCGUGAUCGGAUGAAAAUGAUGAAGUGAGAAACUGGGUAGAGAUCUAAUACCUAGGAGAUCAUAUCAACUUCUUUCUGUCAAAAAAUCCCUCCUCCAAACUGAGGUUCAGGCAAUUGUCGAGCGCGUCAUAUUUAAUCUAGUCAGGAAGGAUUCCCCAGCGUCGGCCUGUCUGUCCCCUCCUAUGUACCAGUCUACUGUGCAGGCCUGAUAGCCCUGGCUGACGUGGCGUUAGAACCUCGGUCUAUGGCGAAACACUCACGUGUACGCUGAUAUUUAAGGGCUGGCAUGGGGGGGGGGGGUCUACUAUGUAGGACCACUUGGCAAAUCAACCCUCGGGAUCAUCUUUAACACAGAAAUGGUGAUAAUGAGGGGUUUUAUGGGUGGGGAAAAAAUGGUAGGAAGUGGGAAAAGCUGGAGGAAGAGUAGGCGGAAGCAAUAAAUAAGCAAAAUUUUGUUUAAAUACGACAACUCAGCUGGCAAAAGUGGCGCGCAACUCAAAAAGCGGUGUCUUGGCAAACUGAAAACUAACAGGGAGCUCAAAGUGCCCCCACAUUAUACGGAGGCUCGUUUAACCGGAAAAGAAGGAUCUCCUGAAAGCCAAGUGACAACCGAACAUAAUCAAAAAAUUAGGUAACGACUCCUAAAGUGGCGGUAUAGGCCCCACACCUUCCUCUUGGCAUAUGUUGUUUUAAGAGCGCGAUUCGAAGCCCAAAUAAACGCCGCGGUGCGUAGGUAGCAACCCAAACCACAUGUUUAAAUCACAAUCUCUAACCGUAGCCGUAACCUCAACUCUAAUCUUUUAUCCUAAAACUAACUCCAGCCCUAAUUUUGCAAUUAUGCCUACCACUCACCAUAACCCUUAUGCUAGACUCUCACCCCAAAUCCCGACCAUAAAGUUGUGGACGAAAUCUAACUCAUACAACGGUCCUAGAAUCGUCUGAACGACGGCAAAACCGUAAUGUAGCAGACACACGUCCUUAGUCCCUCCUUUCUCCCUCUCCGCGAACCCUCCCCCAGCACAAAUCCCACGGUCACAGUCCCGACCCCAGAAGCUUAACAGCGGCACUACGUACAGUAACCUGAAGACCGACUGAUCGGAUCCUAACGCGCGGUAUUACAUUCCCAAACUAAAUCACAUAAGUAGCCGUCUACAUGGUAACAAGGAUGUGGUCCUACAAAUUAAAUCCUUUCCAAAAACUGAUUUUCCAGCGGAGAUGCUGGUUUCUGGGGAACCUGGCCUUUUCUUUGUUUCCCAUCGGGACUUGAACUUCUGGCUUUCUGUGCUGCAUCUCAUAAAAUGAAAGUUCUCGAGUCUUGGUCCAUUUAGUCCUUUAACGAAGAUCACCAGUGCAUCAACCGCAACGUGAAUUUUUUGCAUCGCGCACUUGUUGUUAGCUGCUGUUCUGGAAAAUGUUGUUCCAAACCAGUCACGAAUUCUUUUCUUUGUGUAUCUACUUGUGAAAGGCCAGCUUAGACGGUCGAUCCUGAGAAAUCGCAACUCGCGACACACCAGUACUUUCCUCGGCAUCAUGAAUCUAGCACGCUAACAGUCGUGGCUUAGGAGGUCGCUGACUGACGAGGUUACUCGCUCCUACUCCUCUUGGUGCGGCCUUCAAGGCAUUUCCAUUGGGCCGAUUUCUCGACCUUCCCAAUUGGAUCCUGUCACGCGUGUAGUUGGAAACUGGCUCGUGCGUGGCACGCGUAGAUGGAUCUUCGGCGUUGCACGCGCACACCUUAAGCGCUUUCCUCAUUUCGAUCGCUGAGGAAGGACUCCAAAAAAACAAAUUUUUGUGUCCUAUGGUCAAGUGCGUCCCCUACCUGUUGCUUGUUGUCAUCCACACAGCAAAAGCGAUCCUUGUCGUCUGGAGUUUUCAUGCUUAACUAUCUGCUGCUUGAUCACAGUAUGCGCUGAUUCUUGACGCCGCCAGCCUGUCAGACUCUACCCCUAAGGAAGAUAAGCUGGAACUCUGUUGAAGCGGCAGUCGCUACAAAACAGACUGCCAGCUGUUUGCGUGUGGAAUUAUCAUCUAAAUCAUGCCCCAUGAAGAAGGGAGGGGCCGGAGAUUGCUACGAACUUGCCACACAUACCUGCUCGCAUAUACCAGACAGUUCGACCGUCGUUUCGGACGAUGUACGCUAUGUGCCCCACAGCGUAGUAGGCACAGGGACGGCGGCUUGCGUGUGAAUUAUAUUCAGGGGUGACUUGUGAGACAUCUGCCUCACUCUCUCCUCCCUCACGCUCCUGGGUCGGGUGUCGGGAGAGAGUCAGGAAAACUGGGGGCGGGACCGGGUGCGGCGUGAACCCGCACCUAGGCGCGCCACUAUUCUCCUUCCCCUUUGAGUGGCGUCUGUUAUGGGUGCGCAGCCAAUAACGCGUGUCGUACCUUGAUCUGGAUCCGGUGUUGGUUCAGCGCAUCGACUGCGUGACCCGUUGUAGGGGACAGACACAUACCGGACAGUUCGACCGUCGAUUUCGACUAUGUCCACCGCGUGCUCCGCAUCAUGGUCAGAGCAGGCACGGUGACUUGUGCGUGAAUUAGUUCAUAAUGAUAGCAAACUCGCUCUGCAUCUAUCGCACUCUGCCUCCUCCUCCUCUUCAUCUAGGCUGGGUGUCAUGACAGGGUCAAGAACACCGGAGAUGGGAGAGGACGCAGGUGUUUGGCACGUCGAAAAUCCGCACUUAAACGUACCACUACCCACCCUGGUUCAAACAGUCAUUUGACCUGGAUUUCAACACUACAACAGGAGGGUAAGGGAAUCAACGGGGAUCCCGACUCUCACGACGUGGGCCUGCCCGUCGCUACACCCUAUCAUGCGUUACCUAUUCACAGCCAACACUUGACCAGGAUUCGAGUAUACCACGAUGGGUGCGACACGGAUCACACAUGUAGCUCAGGAAUCACAUAGAGAGGAACCGAAAAACGCACUUCUCAUUUACGUGGGAGGUGCAGUUGCUGGAUGUAAAUGAGGAGUGCAUGUAGUGGCGGAGAGAAUGUGUAGUGAUGUGGUCAAACCUGUGGUGAACUGCCGCAGAUUUUCGUGUAAUGUCAUUCUUUACUGCGCGCGUUUAUGUUGGUGGCCGAAAAGAAGUGCAUUCCAGAGCCAACGUCCUAGCGUGGCUAGAAUAUCUUAGUUUCUGUGUUCGCGCAUUACUUUCCUCGGGGAUUAAACAAGGCAAGAUGAAACUGGAGCUCACAUGCCAGAAGACACACGGGCAAGGCGAGAGUACCCACUGAUUAGCCGGACCCCUCGCAGCUGCGUCAGACAGCGGUGGAAGAUCGGCAGAGCACGCGUGUCUGGGCUUCUAGCCUGUACUUAUGUUGUUAGUACAGUAAAUAAUUACACAAUUCCAUACUACUGGCUGCCUGGUGACAGUUUGUGAAUAUGACGUGGUUAUUCCAUAAUAGCUGAUGGGUUUCAGCCCAGAUAUUCAUAUCGAAUUUCGGACUGUGUCUGAAAAGGUCUGUCCCGAAGGAUUUUCUCCAAGUUCGCGCAUUAAUUUCCUCGGAAAUUAAACAAGGCAAGUGGAAAUCAUCCCACAUACUUCCCCACCCGGCCAACAGAUUGACUGAUCUGGCAAAACUGUAUCAAAACCACUCGAAAUCAGCCUGGAUGCAGUGGCUAUUUGAGCAUUCGUCUCCUUUCUACGUAUGCAAAACAUGUACCGACUCCAUAUCUUACACUAAUCUAACCCCAUCUACUCUGAGGAUACAUAGUAAGAGUCAGCAUAAAAUCAGCUUAUGAAGGAAGUACUGUAAUCUGGCUGCCAUUCCAGGCGGCCGAGUCGAUUCCCCUCCACUUGGCAGUUGUCAAGGUUUCGUCUUUACUGCCCUUAGGCAUUUUAAAUGACAGUGAAAUGAUUGUGUAGAAUUGGCCGCACUCCCUUCCCUGUAUUUGCGAUAGGCAUGGCCAAUUCAAACCAGCUACAAUGCAAAAUAAAGUGCUUUCGGAAGUUGGAUCCUUCUGAACGGCGUCCGGCCUGAUUUCUCCGUCUCGAGCUGCCACGUAAUCGCCGGAAGUUGAACGUCAUUUUCACUUCCCCUAUCAGUAGACUAACUGCUGGGGGGGUAGGCGCUAUCGUCAGAUUUUACACUAGCAAUUUUCACCGCUCCCCCAGAAUCGUUGCGUACGUAUGUGCCUGUGUGUGAUUUCAGCCCGUCAAAGUGCUGGAUCGCCCCGCGGGGAGCUCUGUCAACAAUUAGGUCGCAAAGAUAAAUGGCUUUUGUGUGAAAUUGAGCGUGCCCGCGCGUACUGAUCGCUAUUUCGUCUUGUCUCACUUGUCGGUGUCGAGCGCUGAGGCCACUGUCUUUAGCCAGUAACCAAUCUCGUGAAACAUUAGCCGAAAUUCUGAAAUGUCUUUAUGAUUAGGAAGGAUCACUUACAGAAGGUAGGCUAACUCAUGAAAUUUCAACCAUAAUUCCGAAAUGCGUUUCCGUUUCAAAAAGAUUAAUUAAGUAGUGUUGUGAAACUGAUCAUCGUGCAACGUCAUUCUAUCGUAAUUUACUUACCUCGGGAUGCCGACUUCCGAACAAACAUCUUUUUGGCCGCAUGGAAAAGCUAAAUUCUGUAACAAAUGACUACUUAAGUAGCACGUAUUUUUCUAAUCGAUUUUCGCCGCCCUUAAAAAUUCAAUUAUACUUCAUGAAAAUCAUGCAUCAAAAUAUCCAUUCCGUUGCUCAUUCGGUAGACAAUUACGUCUUCUUCCAAUCUUUUACUCGAAAGAAGGGUGUCAUUCGAUUUUCAAAAAGUUUCUAGUUGUAAGAUUUUUUAAUACCGUGAAAUGGCCGUCCAUAAAACGUCAUAUCUCUGCAUUUACCAAUGUGGCUUCUAAAGUAAAAAUUAAGGCUCAAAUCCACUGCUAAAUUUAUGAACCCCACAUGGUCUUCUCUUAAUACUGUAGAGAAAUGCAUAGUUUUCCAUACGCAGAAAAUAGACGGCUUGUAGUUUGGCCACCCUGAAUGCAAUCGUAACGGCAGGUCGGGUUCAAAAUUACUCGGAAAUCGGAAAUGUUUUUGAAAACCGAAGUAUACCCUUCCUUCGAGUAUAAAAUUGGAAGAAGACGUAAUUUUCUACCGAAUGAGCAAGGGAAUGAAUAUUUUUAUGCAUGUUUUCCAUGAAAUAUAAUUGAAUUUUUGAGGGCGUCGAAAAUCAAUGAGAUAAAUCCAUGCUACUUAAGUAGUCACUUUUGCAGAGUAUAGUUCUUGCAUGCAGUCGAAAAUAAGUUCAUUCGAAAGCCGGCACCCUGAGGUAACUGUAUUAUUAUAGAAUUAUGCUGUAUGAUGCUUAGUUUUUCAACCCCGAUCUGCCGUUACACUUGUAUUCAGGGUUUCCAAACUACAGGCCGUAUAUUUUCCGCGUACGGAAAUCCAUACAUUUCUCCACGGUAUUAAGAGGAGACCAUAUGGAGUUCAUAACAUUUAGCAGUGGAUUUGGGCCAUAUUGUUGACUUUACAAGCCACAUUGGUAAAUGCAGACACAUGUUUUAUGAACGGCCAUUUUACGGUAUUAAAAAAUCUCACAAUUAGAAACUUUUUAUAUCCGAAUUACACCCUUCCUUCGAGUAUAAAAUUGGAAAAAGACGUAAUUGCCUACCGAAUGAACAAAAAAUGAAUAUUUUAUGCGUGUUUUCCAUGAAAUAGAACUGAAUUUGUAAGGGCAUCGAAAAUAAACGAGAAAAAUGCACGCUACGUAAGUAGUCAUUUUUUUACAGAGUGUGGUUUUUGCAUGCAGCCGGGAAGAAGUUUAUUCGAAAGCCGGCAUCCUGUGGUAACUGAAUUAUUAUAGAAUUAUUCUGCACGAUGAUUGGUUUUACAGCUCUAUUUAAAUAAUCUUUUCGAAAUGAAAGCGUAUUUCGGAAUUUCGGUUGACAGUUCAUGAGUUAGCCCACCUACUGUACAUGCAGUGCCCAUCUGACAUUAUGAGUUGGACCAGCUCUCAUCUGUGGCAUCGUGAAGAUAGUUGAAUUCAAUCCCGGUUAAGUUCGGUGUAGUUUUCUUCCGCCAGCAAAGAAUUGACUCCGUUCUCAGCGCGUCUUUUACUUGAAUACCCAAACGACAUAGUACUGGCACCGUAACGAACUUACCUGCUGAUAGUUCAUGUUCUUUAUACCAAUCAUCCGCGUCGUGAUAACACCAUCACUGAUAUUCCGUAAUUGUUUGCUCAUCAAACCUGACAGCCAGCUUAUUUCGCAACUGAUCCCCGCUGAAGAUUGUUCAACUUUCUGGCCCAUGCAGAUGCGUCGAGCAGCGGACUACUGGCGCAAAAUAUAGGCUCCAUCUUCUCAGGCUGUCCAUAUGAUCAGGGUUUUGGUUACAUAUACAUUUCAACCGUCGAUUUAGAUGUCCACCGUGUGCCCUACAGCAGAGUGAGCGCAGAGACGGUGACUUGCGCGCGAGUUACUUAAGAGCGGUGGUAGACCUACAUGCUGAAUCUACCGCGCUCUCUCCUCAUCACCCACCUGGACCCGGUUUCAGGGCACAGUCAAGAAGACCGGAGGCGGGUGAGGACACGGGUGGCUGGCACGAUGAAAACUCACACCUUCCGGCCCAAAAAAUGCACUGACUAGGAUUUUACACAAGAGGGACGGCUGGGAUCCCAACUGGCGCGGUGCGGACCUCCACCUUGCCCUGCUGCCACGUGUUAUGGGUGCGCGUUCCCGAUACCGCCUGCCUCUGUGUUGGUCCAACGCAUCCACCGCGUGGCCCACCUUAGGGGCCGCCCGAACACCGAAAGCAACCACCUGACGAACUCUCCCAUACUUUGGAACUGUAUCUGAAUUGGUCGAAAGACAACUAAAAAGCACCAGAUACACGUAACACACCAGCCGACAACUACCCUGCUCACUCAUUCUGUACACCCUAUGGACAGGGUUGGCUACUUCAAAAGAAAAAGUGUUGUCUGCAAAAUCCCAUGUUCCAAAUGUGAUGUCGUCUAUUGUUGCCAGACUGGGAAAUCUGUCUCAACCCGUAUACAUGCACACCAGUUAUCGGAGUAGAGACGCGACCAUCUAUCCCAGGUGGUCAUGCACACACUGGACACAAAUUUGCAUGGGAGAACACUCGCAUUGUUGACGCCUGCCCAGUAAGGAAGGGCCGCGAAUUCCUGGACGCAAUGCACUCAGAUGAGACAUGCAUCAAUCGACAUAUCGAUCUAGAUGUCAAAUACAAAAUCGUUGACGACAAAUUCAAAGUGGCUCAACCAAUCCCGAGGAAAUGAUUAAUUUCAACUAACACUCAUUGGCAAAGACUUUAGUUACUCAUAGAAUCCUCUGUCGGACUCAGUUUAGAAGUUGCUUUCGCAUAUCCAUAGUCUGAAGACGAGCCUUCAUUCAGCCAAUCAUAACCCUGACCACCACCAGCUGGGACCGGAAACACGAACAUGCGCACAGACACACCUGGCGCAGCUGGUCCACCACUGGAGUCUGCCAGAUGGGUCAUAAGCACCUCAUCGAACCAAAGUUCAUCAGUGCAUCGCCAUCUGCCAUUCUCUGUCGUUGCAGAUGGGGUAUUCACUCAGGAAUAAGCGCCGACUUCGGCCUGUUAGGUGGUUGCCUGUUCGUGACCUCUAUCGCCCAUACGAAGCUUGUUUGCUUCGGGAAGCCAAUGGAUCGGUGUGCGCCCAUCCCUGAGUGAAUGCAUAUCCGAUCUGCUGUGCACAUACUGGACACUGGACACGAAUUUGCAUGGGAGAACACCCGCAUUGUUGGCGCCCACCCAAUAAGGAAAGGCCGCGAAUUCCUGGAGGCAAUGCACUCAGAUGAGGCAUGCAUCAAUCGGCAUAUCGAUCUAGAUGCCACAUACAAAAUCGUUGACGACAACUUCAAAGUGGCUCAACCAAUCCCGAGGAAAUGACUAAUUUCAACUAUCACUCAUUGGCACAGACUUUAGUUACUCAUAGAAUCCUCUGUCGGACUCAGUUUAGAAGUUGCUUUCGCAUAUCCAUAGUCUGAAGACGAGCUGGGGAACCAGUCUCGAGCAUUUGCACGAUAAAGUUUACGGUUUCCCAGAGAAUUCCAUCUUCUGGACUAAAUUUCUUGCGAUAUCCGUUUUUAAUUCAAACUGAAAGGUGCUCCUAUGGGUUCGCCUAUAUCUGGCUCUCUAGCAGAAGCCAUAAUGCAGAAACUAGAGUCUCUAGCUCUUCCUAAAAUAAACCCAAAACUAUGGUUGCGCUAUGUUAAUGACACAUUUGUCAUUGUCAAGAGAAACCAAUUAAACCGACUUCACACGAAUCUUAACUCCACAUUUUCAGGAAUCAAGUUCACUUUCGAAAUAGAGGUUGAUAUACAACUUCCAUUUCGGGAUGUCCUCGUAUGCCGAAAAACCGAUGGGUCCCCUCACACUUCAGUUUAUCGCAAAGAAACAUACUUUGAGGUCAUCCUACAUUUUGAGAGUAACCAUUCCAUCUCCCACAAGAGAGGUACUGUCUACAGCCUACUAAACCCAGCCAAAACACACUGCUCCAAUGAAGAAAGUUAUAAAGCAGAAAUGGAAUACCUUUUCAAAUUAUUUUCCCACAGCGGAUACCCGCGCGACUUUGUGCAUCACUGCAUGAAACAUGAGUUUAGACAGAAAGGUUUUUCGAAAGCGACGGCCACCCAGACACCAAUCACAUUCAUCUGGCGGACUUUCCUAUGCCUGAAAAAUGUAUCUGAGCUCGUCGAAAGACGGCUAAAAAAGCAUCAGAUACAAGUAGCACACCAACCGUCACCUACCUUGCGUACACAGCUUGUACACCCCAAGGACAGGUUUGCCUAUCUUGAUAGAAAAGGUGUUGUCUACAAAAUACCAUUUUCCAGUUGUGAUGCCGUCUCUUGUGGCCAAACUGGGAAAUCUGCCUCUAUCCGCAUACGUGAGCGGUGAAGAGACGAGAUCACCUAUCCCAGGUGGAUAUGCAAACACUGGACACUGUACACAAAUUUGCAUUAAAGGCUAUUCUCUUCCCAAGGCAUCUUACUUAUUUUCGAUUAAAUUCCUUGGAACGCCCGCUUUUCAGCACCAAGGUAUAUAUGUUGCUAAUUGAAGCAAAAUGCGCGUUUCACAAGGGCGGCAAGUGCGGGUCGGGAGAAGGGGUCUUCAAUUAUCAUGCCGUCCCAUAGUGGGGGGGGGGCGGUGUUUUGACUAAUUCACGUCCAAGUCGCCGGUGCUGUGCAGGCCUCGUGCGGCAACGGUCGAACUUUCAUCUGUAUAAUGCUGUUGGGCUGUUUUUACUCCUUGGUACAGUGAAGGAUUUACCACAGUCGCCGUGUUCGAUAGGCCUACACCGCGCUCGUAACCAUGUUUCUGUCCUUGAGCGCCAACGUCAUUGAAAUCGUCUUUUUUUCCUCCCAGUGAGCGGACGCUUAGCCCUGCUGCAUAUAAAUCUCCGUGAGGUGCCCCUCGACGAGGACGUCCAAUUCGAGAAGAUUGCCGAACAGCUGGACGGCUAUUCGGGCGCCGACAUCACCAACGUCUGCAGGUGAGUGAGAUGCGAUUGGCUAUCUUCAACAAGUGCGGGCAAAAUCUAAUUGAGCGCGCAACCCAAAGAACCAAAAAUAGACGAAUCUUGGUUAGUUAAAGCAGACAAAUGACAAAGCUCAGUAUGCUAAAAAGAAUGCAAACUAAUGUGAUAAUUAAAAUGUAAAUACGGCAACCAAUUACGUCUAAUUACUGAAAUGUCAAACUUACUAUCGUCACUAUCGACCGUUUACCGUACAUUUCAUCAGUCAAAUGACAGGCGCAUCCUUUCUGCCAUAUCUGACCAACCGACGUUACCGAACGGUCCACUGGAAGUUGAAAGCCAUGUAAAAUCCAAAGUUUGAGCGAGCCGCCCGAAAUCUCUAAAACGGGCCACCAUAUUCUAACUUACUUCCAGAUAUUCUCUCCGCCUGAAAACCAGUUCUUCGUAGUUAUUAUAUAUGCCGUUUUCACUUUGACCCAACUGUGAAAAACUCGGCGCCUCGGUGGGAUUCGAACCCACGACAGUAAGCGGAAGGCUUUAUUACAGCCAAUGCUCUAACCACCUGAGCUACGAGGCCUCGCCGGACGACGCGAGUUUAAUCACCUUUGGGUCAAGUUUACCCGCCCAACCUACUGCAACGUCUGGAAUCCACCAUAUCUGAUACAGUAAAUUGACUGUCCAAGCAGGAUUUCCUAAAUAAUACAUCUGAAUCCACCGGAUGACUACUAGGCUCGUGUAAUUCGGAGUUGUUUUAGUAGAUUUUAAUUAAUUCACUUUGACCUAACUGUGAAAAACUCGGCGCUGGUGGGCCUCCUAGAUCAGGUGUUUAGAGCGUUGGCUGUGCUAAAGCCUUCACCUUACUGUCUUGGGUUGGGAUCCGACCGACGCGCCGAGUUUUUUACGGUUGGGUUAAAGUGAAUUAUUUGAAAUCUGCCAAAACACCUCUGAAUAUGCCGUUUUCGCAUCAGACGCUUAAUACGUGCACGCAGCUUCGGUGCUUGUUUUAGCACUACAGCCUACACGCCAGGAAGUAGUAACUAAACCAACUUUUUUCGAGAACGAGAACUUAGCUUGCGAAAGUCCAACCACGUCUUUCUCCUUGAGAAUUCUUGCCAUUUCGCCCUAUUUGGUCUGUAAAAAUUCAUGGAUGUGGUCCACUUUUAAGAACAUUGCCGUAAUCCUGUCAAUCUUUCUGUGAAUCACAUCAAAAAACACGUCGGCACUUCCUACCUUGUCAUAGUAGCCGGUUGUCUAAGAAUGUACUUACCUUUACUUGAUCUCUUGCGUGACCGAGGUUCUUAAUGAUAUCCUCCUGGUCGUUCAGUCACUGGACGUAUCACCCAAACAUAAUUUUGCAAAACUUGAACUCAAGAAGAUUCACAGAAGCCCUAGCAGCUCCCGCGAAGGUGUUCGACCUGAUGGUCGGUGAAAACACUUUAGUCGCUCGAGAGUAAGACGACGGCGUCAAGGUUUGUUUCGCCUCAGAGUGUCUAUUUGGCGUUUUUUUUCUCGGGCGCUCGCGGCCUGGAAUCAUCGUAGGCUUUUAAGCAAACACCGGAUACAACUCCGUGUCCGUUGUCAAGAUUUUUCACCUGAUUCACAUCCUCAAUCUCAUCCAGAAGUUGCACCUUAUCGCAUGCAGGGGUCCGCAUCAGCACUGAAUACCUGCGUCUUCAUUCCACCCGUGCGUCGCUCGGCCUCUUUUACGUCACGUUAACUAACUUCUUCUCUGCUUUGUUUACCUGAACGACGAUUGUGGGACCUUUUCGAGCAAGACAAAGACUCGCGUUAAUUGCGCUGCGAAUUGGGCGGACAUUUUCCGUGGUGGUGGUGACAGCUGUAGUUUACGUAUUUGCCACCCUGGGAACGGGGGCUUUUUUAGCGUACGUCAGUCCUCGGAAAAACAGCGCUCCGGCUAACAGGUCUCAGUUGAGCGUCUGCCAAAAAACUUGCUGCCCAUUGGAGGUUUUACUUAUCGAAAUGUCGUUUUCAUUUUAUUGAUGCUUCGACAGAUUUCAAUUGAUUCGCCCUGACCCAACUGUGAAAAGCUCGGCACCUCGCUGGGAUUCGGACCCACGACCGUAAGGUUAAGGGCUUAGUACAGCCAACGCUUCAACCACUUGAGCUACGAGGCCCCGCCGGACUACGCGAAUUAUUCAAAAUCUGCCAAACCUAUGAAUUACGUGAGCCUAGUAGUCAUCUGGUGAAUUCUAGGUGAAUUACAGUAGGUGUGCUAACUCAUGAAAUGUCAACCAAAAUUUCGAAAUGCGUUCUCGUUUCGAAAAGAUAAAUUAAGUAGUGUUGUAAAACUAAUCAUGAUGCAGCAUAAAUCUAUAAUGAUCCAGUUACCGCAGGGUGUCGGCUUUCGAAAGAACUUAUUUUCGGCUGCAUGCAAUAUCUAUACCCUGCAAAAUAUGACUACUUAUGUAGCAUGCAAUUUUCUCAUUGAUUUUCGAUGCCCUUGAAAAUUCAAUUAUAUUUCAUGGAAAGCAUGCAUAAAAAUAUUCAUUCUUUUACUUACUCGGUAGAAAAUCACGUCUUCUUCCAAUUUCAUAGUCAAAAGAAGAGUAUAAUUCGGUUUUAAAAAAGUUUCUUAUUGUGAGAUUGUUUAAUACCGUUAAAUGGCCGUUCAUGAAACGUCAUGUAUCUGCAUGUACGAAUGUGGCUUCUAAAUUUAACAAUAUUGCUCAACUCCACUGCUUAAUUUCAUGAACCUCAUAUGGUCUCCUCUUAACACCGUAGAGAAGUGCAUGGUUUUCCGUACACGGAAAAUAUACAGCUGGUAGUUUUGAAACCCUGAAUGCAUGUGUAACAGCAGGUCGGGUUCAAAAUUAUUCGGGAAUUAUAAAAGUUUUUUAAAACCGACUUAUACUCUUCUUUUGACUAUGAAAUUGGAAGCGGACGUGAUUUUCUACCGAAUAAGUAAAAGAAUGAAUAUUUUUAUGCAUGUUUUCCAUGAAAUAUAUUUGAAUUUUCAAGGACAUCGAAAAUCAAUGAGAAAAUUGCAUACUACUUAAGUAGUCAUUUUUUGCAGAGUAUAGAUCUUGCAUGCAGUCGAAAAGAAGGUAAUUCGACAGCCUAUACCCUGAGGUAACUGGACCAUUAUACAUUUAUGCUGCAUCAUGAUUAAUUUUACAACACUACUUAAUUUAUCUUUUCGAAACGAGAACGCAUUUCGAAAUUUUGGUUGACAUUUCAUGAGUUAGCACAUCUACUGUACUUAGGAAAUCCUGCUUUGGCAGUCAACUUUCUGCAUCAGAUUUGGUGGAUUCCAAGCGUUGCAGUAGGUUGGGCGGGUAAACUCGGCCCAAAUGUGAUAAAACCUGCGUCGUCCGGCGGGGCCUCAUAGCUCAGAUGGUUAGAGUGUUGGCUGUACUAAAGCGUUCACCCUGCUGUCAUGGGUUCGGAUCCGACCGAGGCGCCGAGUUUUUCACAGUUGGGUCAAUAUGAAGUUUUCAUUUUAGCAAAAUAUCCGAUAUCGAAUCCCUCUAUCCAAUAUCCAUUCCUCAAAAAAUGUACUCCAAUUUUAAGCCAGCAUUGUUAAUUAAAUUUCAACGGCAAAUUAUGUUUGCGGAUGCACCGCCCAAAGCACCUUUCUGUUUUGUGAUUUCGUGACCAGUGUUCCCCCACCCUCCUUUUAAAUGCUCGAAUGUUUUGCUGGGCAGCAUCCUUGGUAUCGUUUCCCUCGGGAAACUGUUGUGGCAGGAUUUUCCCCUCAAGUUUUACGGUCUCGAAGAGAGACACAACAAGCUGGGCUCGCGUGUCGGCAGUUGACGCCUUCAUUUAAGGUGGGGAGGGGGCAUCACCGAAGUAAACAGCUUCUUUUUGUCCAGCUUUCUCCCCCCCCCGCCCUCUUCCGCACUUUUUUUUCUCAGCUGUCUGCGGAUAGGCUGAAAAAUCGCGGGCACUUCAUUGGUGCAUGUUGACGGAGACUCACCCUCACUAAAUCGAUGAGUCAAAUCGUCGUUCAAGUGACCUUUUACCAUCACUACUUGUUUGGCAUCCUGUGUCGGUGACCGUAGUUAAGGAGCACCUUCCAAGAGUCUGUGGCCCAAUAGCUGGUCAAACGGAUGGUUCUGUUCUACUUAGCUAACACCGGUUUUCAUUCGUUUUGCGGUAAAGUUUCUGGUGCUUGGCGUAUUGUCAGAAGCACUGCAAUCCCUAGAAAGUUUAGUAAUUCUCGUCCUAUAUCCGUGCAUGUAAUAAUAUCACAUAGGUUGCAUGAUGUCAGUUCGACAGCAAGGUGAGAGCAGGCAUGGUGCUUGCGCGUGAACCAGUUAGAAAACACACAGGAAACCUCCCUUAACCCUGAAUUAAUAAACAAAACAAGGCGUUCUAAAACAAAUAUAGUAGUUACCCGUAUAUGCUAAACUCAGUGGGGUUACGCAACCUAUCCUUACCCUAAAUCCAAGUAUGAUCAUCCUUGAACGGCUAUUAACUGGCCAGCAGGAGUCGUGUAGAAUGUGAAAACUUCUCGAGACAAGAGAAGGGCAUGCGAACCGUUCUUCGAAAGGCUCUUUGUUAGAUAUUAGCCAGUCUAGGCAAAACUGCCUGAUAAAAUCUAUAAGCUGACUGAUAGUAAUGCACUUACGCCUUGCGUGCAGUGGUCUGUAUGUAUCUCUCACGCAUGAAUCCUCACUCAUCUCGCGGAGUAUAUAAGGAACGAUUUUGCAUAUGUGAGUCGGCCAGACGGACUGCCACCGCACAUAGGCGUUGGGUUGUUUAGUAAUAACGGUGAUGGCAGUUCGGCCGUUGUGUCUGGCGAUAUCUAACGUGUAUUCCAUAGCAAGGUCACGGCGACAUGUGCGUAAAUUGGUUUAUAGUGAGAGUAGACUUACGCUACAUCUGCCGCACUCUUUCCUCUCCACCUGAGUCAGGGUCAGGAAGACCGAGGCAGGGGGGGAGGCGCAGGUCGAGCCCGCACCUUGGCGUUCCACUCAACACCUCCUGGUCCACAACAAACACCUGACUUGGAUUUUUAAUCAACAGCAAAAAGUGAUCAGAAAGAGAAGAGGAUGACACAACUCACUGCGCAACCAUGCACACGCCCUGUUUACCCAGUGAGAGUGGCGCAAGCGCACACUAAGUUGCAAGAGCCAUGGUUUGCUGAAACAUGACAUAGCGGACGCACACAAUUCUAAGGCCCUGGAUGCUUGUAGAUGCAAGAUUAGGAAAGGGCAGUCCUAUCCGUUUUCUUUUCACAGGACUUACAUGGUCCAACGAGGAACUAUCCACUCAAGCUAAGCGCUUGUGGCACGGGAUUAAACAAACAAAUCCCGAAGAUCCCAUUUGUCGUCUUUUGAUGCUCCGCCCUGCAUUGUACCUUAGUAUUUGACAUCAUAAACAAAUCAGACAGGCGUGGAUUCAAAGUAGCCUCAACUACUCCAGGCUUAAUCUCUCACCGAGGUGCCGCAAUGCAAACGCUCUAGCGUCUCCAGGACACAGCGCUCGCAUGGCGAAAGCCCGCAGACUGUCACACGGCCUGCAACGGCUAAUCACGAUCAAGGAUUGCGAGCUCCGUCCAAUGGCUCCACAGAUAACAGUUCUUGCAGAUGCCUUCAUUUCAGUGGCAUUUUAUGUGAGCAAAGGUCAGCGGCUCGCGCCUUUCCAGCGUUCUCUGUGACCCUACAAUACAUGCUUGAUGCGCUUGACUGAAGAGUUUGAAAGUCUUAAAGGGAUAAUGCAUUUCCUCUUGUCGAUAAGAUUUUGGAACCAGGCGCAAAAUGUGAUUUAUUUCUUGGAACAUAUCGAAUUAUAGAUAGGUUUCUAUACGCCUGUCUUGAUUCCCGACCUCAAAAAUCGCUCACCAGACAGGUGCAUUCUCGACCGUCUGCAACUUAGCGGGGAGAGCAAAGUCUUGUGCACCCGAGUGUCCAAAACCUUGAGGAUGUCUACCAAUUGAUGUUAAGGGGAAGGUUAUUAUUACACAAUGUCAACUUCACUGUUGCAGAUUAGUGUUGGUAAAUAACAAGAAACGGUUGUUCCGAAAUUUAGCACGCAGCAUGCACGUUUCAAACCUCGAAAAAUCGGCAAUUUUUGCUGUUAUUUAUUUGGAUAUGUUUUUCCCCAUUUCAUAUGUUUGAUACUCCCGAAACCUCGCUGGAGUACGCCUGUUCAGACACAUCUUCAUAGCGUUUUGCCGAUAUUCUACCACUUCUUGAUGCAGCUGCAAGAGGUUCGACUCAUCAGUGGAUCCUCCAGCGUUCCCUCUGUGCUCUCUAGUAAAUACUCUAGUUUUGAAACUGCAGUUGUGGCUGAUGGACUGUAGCCCAAAUAUUCACGUCAAAUCUCAGUCUGCGUCCAUUAGUCUCAAAUAGACUGGUUUACUUCAAGUCAGUGGUUAAUUUUCGAGGAUCGAGGAGGCUGACUGAACCGUUGCCCCAGAUGGUAUCUCUCUCCAUUUCCUUAUACCCCCACAACUGCCAUAUAAAGCCAGACCGCGGUACCUUAGAUACCGUUGCUCUCGUGCUUCGUCCUGCGCUUGGACCACCUGACAUUUUUGCCGUCGUUACUGAUGAUGUCUACCGUGUGCUCCACACCCAGGGUGGGUGCAGAGACGGCGGAUUGCGCAAAAAUUAGUUUGUAAGGAUAGUAGACUUGCGCCGCAUCUACCGCACCCUCCCGAGCCCGCUGUCAAGAUAGAUCCAAGAAGACCGGGGGCGGGAUCGGGCGCAGGUGGUUGGCGCGGCGUAGGCCCGCGCCUAGGCGUGCCUGUACGACCCCUUCCCCCACUCAUGCAUGGCAUUUGUUGUGGGUGCGCAGCAUAGAAACGCGCACCGAGCCCUGAUCUGUCCUCCGCUUUGGUCCAGUGAAACUGCUGCAUGAUCCAUCGUAAGAGGAGACCUUAACUAAUGUUUCAUUCGCAGGCAUAUGCACUUUUUGACAACUCCUUAGCCCUAAGUCUUGUUCCACGUCGCCUUUCGAUGAACCGCAUAGGUCCGACUCCCUUGAUGGAAUGUCUUCCCACUUGCAGGUUCUUUUUUUCCUGCGAACUUAAUUUAUCUAGCCUAUGAACCGUAAAUCUGAUUUUUUUUAAUAACUGCGGAACACCUUGGGGUUCCAUCCGUUUUUCGUUUUAUGUUGAUUAUUUGAGACCACCCCACGCCUGUUUGUGUGUUGAGUACGCCCAUGAUAUGUCAGCUGGUCACCCUGUCGAAAACGAGGUCGACACCAUCUUCCUAACGAAAGUCUGGAUCAUGUCUCAGUAUGGUUGCCUGAAACUGAUCGUGUAUUUAGUAGACGGAAUUCCGUUCGGUGUGUCUUUCAACUGGGACCAUCUUCCAAUCCUGAAUUAGUCGAUAUUUGCCAAAGAGGUCACAUCUUCCCUGUAACGCCAAGAUGUUACCCUUUCCACCUAAUUUCCUGUUCUCCUGCCACGUCAAAUCUCCCUUUAGAAAGCUUCUUGAAUUUGUUUUUUUUCAUUCGAUGUUCACUUUCUUGCCACACUCUUUACCCUUAAUCUGGCGAUUUUUGCAUGCAUAUAUCGUCCCUGUCUUCCGUUACGGUUACUUUUUGUAAGAUGACACAGUGGCGCCAAUUUUGCGUCGCUGGAAUGCGUCAUGUCGUCCAGUUUUUUCCACAUUCUUUCGUUACUGGUUCUCGUCUGAAUGUCAUGCCCCUUCGUUACAUUUAGGGAUUGUGAAACACUCUUCUUUUGGGGCAACUUUGGACAGGGCAGAAAUUGCGAUGGAAGCAGUGUUUAAUAAAAUCAUCAAUACGGCUCUCAGAUUUUGCUGGCAUCAGUAAUUACCACUUUUCCCACUCAUGACGCCUUUCUCAAGUUUACGGAUUUGUUAGUCCGAAUUGGAAUCGCCAGUUAUCGAUUAUUGUGUGAUUUUUGUUGUAUUUGACUUGAGCCAUCCUCUUCUGUUGUUAAAUUGCUCUGCGAACACAGUUAUCGAUUUUUUUUCUUUGACGUGGACUAACGGUUAUCACACUUUCCAGUUUUAGUGAAGAACGCCAGUAAUCGAUUUGUGUGAAUUCAGUUGAGGUAUUCGGUCGAUGACUUAGAUUAGAUUGCAUUUCUCCCUUGCACGGUUAACGAGUUAUAUGUUUAUUAGCUGUUAUCACGCUAUCUUACAUCAGACUGUGAUCACCGGUUAUCGAUUUUUGAGCGAAGAGUGUUUUUUCAGGUUCUGACUUUUCUGAUUCGUCUGGAAGCAUCUGUUAUCAAUUUUUGCGAAUUACAUGGUUUCUCGCUCUUGGCACCCUGUUAGAUUAACCUGAAAAUGUCGGUAAAAAAAUACCUUUGCCUGCGUCGAGAGUAGCCAAAAAGCACAAAACUGUAAUUGAGACAGACCCCGUCUGCCGGACUUUUCGCGUUUUCCGCAACAACAACAACAACUAUGUUUGUUUAAAUGCAGUUAAGGCUUAUCAGAUGCCAAACGUGGCAAUGAAAGUGUGGUUAGUCCUGACACUUUUUAGGUUGGCUACUUUGUAUAAUGCAGUUUCCAAGAACAUCACAGCGGCCACUUUCUCAAGAGCUUCAUCGUCUUUGACCCUUCUAUCUUAUGUUCAUGGCAUUAGUGGUUUACCAACCACCAGAGGCAGCUUCGCUGUUGCAUAUUUUACUGUUUCCACGCAACCACUGACCUGCUCAAAAAGUUGGCUCUUUAAAGUGUUGAAAACAAUCCUUUCUUUUCUCCUUAAAAAGGCUCUUUUCUUGUUUACAUUCUGAGACUCCAUCCCCGACGCACGUUUACUUUGACACCCGCAAGUUUACUGAUCCUGCUUCCAGUGUACGACGUCUGCUCAACUUUGCAACCUAAACGAAUUUAUAGCUCAGAUCACUGGCCGUCAUCCCAAUUUCUUCCGUAAAGACACGAUGUUAUCCGCUAAAAUUUCUCACUCCCGGCGUCGGCUAGAUCGCAGUUGGUAGCCAGGAAUGGGAAACUGACGGCGACCCUAAUCCUAACCUUAACCCUAACCCUAGCCUCAACAUUAAACGUUAACCGUUAACCCUAACGGCAACCCUAACCCUAACCGAAAUCGUAAACGUAACCGUAGCCCUUAGGCAUAGACGUAACUGAAAAACCCAACGGUAAUACUGAAACCUGAUCGUACACUCAAACCCUAAUCGUAACCUGAAAACCUAAGCCCAAAUGCAUAACCCUAACCCGAAGAUCGGAAACUAUUAGCCGGUACCCUAAUCCUAACCUCAACCGUAAAACGGAAGCCAAAUGGGUCACAUAUGAUUAUGGAACCCCACAAAAUAGCCCCAGUAAACAAACCUCCAACCAUCUCUAAUACGAGGCCCGGCUACCAACUGUGAUCUAGCCCCGGCGUCUAAUAUAUGGACGCUAGUUCUUUUGCUAGAUCAUCGACCAGAUUUUCCCGUCUGUAAAUAGGUCAAAAUUUUUGAAGUUUGCCACGCCAGAAGUCUCAGACGCAUCCAAUUUUACUGUGAUUCCUAGGUAGGUGGAACCAGAUUAAGGAUGGCUUGGUCACUUCUUCCGUUGUCUAUUCUUGAUAUCCAUGCAUGAUAUCCUGAAUCGGGGGGUCGAUAAUUCAUUUCUAUGGGUCGUAACCUUCGUGACUUGCAAGUGCCAACAAUUCCAACCUUCGCCGCCUCAGGGAGCGAUUGCCAACCCGUUAAAAGAUUGCAAAGAGGAAUUUCAUGUGACUUCUGGACCACAUCGAGAACCAAUAGAGUUUUGCCUCCGGGGAGACCAGUACUCAUGUUUCGGUUGCUAUGCUAGUUUUCUGAUGGCUCUAUGCCUGGAUAAGCCAAUUUUUAUCCCACUCUGAAAGAAUUGUGGAGUUAUUCUCGGUGAGUUCAGUGCUGGGUCACAUCGAACCAUCGUCAGCCUGUUUUUUUCAGGCAUGUUUGACGUUGUAGGAAGUGGUUUUAGCCAACAGUGUACUUUUCAACCAUUCAACUCUUUAGAACUGCGUGUUUCCUCGAAUAAUAUAUGAAUUACUAAAAGAAUUGUAAAGUGAGCACAUAUUGUCAUCUGAUCAGAUGUGGUUGCGUAGUCCCACUUGAAGUAAACAAAACCUAUCCACCUGUAAUACAGGACCGGUGGUAAGGCGGGUUUUUAAAGGUGGGGCCUGGCAACGCACAGGGCGACGAGGUCAAGUGGUUGUGUGCAAAAAAAAGCUAUUGGGAAUGCGUGGCUAUAGUUUGAGUGGUUGAGAAAUAAUUGCCCUAACCUCUAACCCUAAGGCCUAAUUCUAGCCUCUAUCUCCCAACUCCAACAGUAUUGUUUCCAUCAGGUGGGGCUACAUAGCCACACCUUACUUCCCAUCUCAUAACCACGUGACUUCGGGAUGAAAUGACCUUAUAAAAGGCCACUUCUGGCCCAUCCGGUCGGUGCUUUUGUUUAUGGGUAGGACGUUCCCUUCCCCCCCCCCCUCAGGCCAAACAAAGCGCCCUGGCCAUAGCCCCCACCCCCGCCUAUCCAAAAACUCGUUUUUUUCUUGGCCUGGCGGGCAGUGACUAUGUGGAGCAGUAUGAUUAACGCGCUAAUCCCUGUGCUGUCUGAAUUUGAUCUUGGACGUCUUUACCCCCUCUCCCCCCCCCUCCCUCUCGCAAUCCAGCACACCCGUUUAAGGCUCCUGUACCAUGCCGGACAAAGGUGGAGAGGGCAGGCCUGACUGACGUCACUCGUCGUGUCUUUAUCUCGCUAUGCAUUGUGAUUUUUUUGUUAUUUGCCAGCCCGGCAACGAACCGGUCCACAGGCGCGCCUCCGUCGGAACUGAGAACUGUUUCGUUAUCCCACCACUUGUGGCUGCGCCGUGUUGAUGGCGGAUUUCCCCUUGCCCGCCCCUCCCCACCUCGCAGCAUCCGUUGUGCCUGUCGAUGGACGUGCAGUACAGAUAACGAAUUUGACGUCAUCUAGAAAUGUUCAUGAAUGGAAGAGAAUAUGCGCAUCCCAGGUUCUUGCUUAAAGGAGGACGACGGCACGAUCACGGCGGGAUGGUAGAUUUGUUGGUCUUAGAUUUCGACAUUGUGCCGUGAGGGAGGGGCGGAAGGGACUACGUCUGGUUUGUGCUGCCUGGCCCACAAUGGACUCCCGACGUGGUGACGUCGUUUGUACUUCGCGGCGAUGUGAGCUGCGCCACCUGGCCGCGUGGGCGGAGUGCGUGAUCACGUAGAUGGCGUUGUAAUGCUAAGGGCUGUGCAGUAUAAUCCACGAGGUACUUCGUUCAUGCAAGGAUUCGCUUCCUCCAGGCCAUAUGUCAGAAUCACUGCUCGAACAGUGUGCCUAUUUCUCAUUUAUUUUCGAUGCCUUUUAAAAUCCGAAAGUAUUUUAUGGAAGAGAUGUACAAACGUGUCACGUCUUAUAAUUGUUUUGUUAUAAAUUACGUCUCCUUCAUAUUUUACACACUGAGAAGUUUUGUCUCCCGCUUUUGAAAGUGUUCGCAAUUCGUGAAAUAAUUCUUGAAGUAGCCUCCCAUCUCCUCGUUUAUUAAGGGUGCCCUUAAAGUAUGACGUGGCCCAUAUCUCGCAUAAGCUUUUUGGGCGUUAAACAGCAUCUCUUCAGUAGUAUGGCGGAAUUUACGACCUUCCUUUUGAUGGAAAAUGUAUAGGGUGUAGUUUGGAAACCCUAGUUUCAAGCAUAACGGCAGGUAGUGUUCGAAAUUUUUCUGGAAUAUACGAAUUUUUAAAUUGGAUGGCACUCUUCCACCACGUAUAAAAUAUGCUAAAGAUUUAAUAUUCUACAAAAAGAUUCUAAGAAGGGAUAAUUUUUGUAUCUGGUCCCUAGGAAAUCUUGUUAACUUCCAGAGACGUCUAAAAUUAAUGGAAAGAUGAAUACUACUCAAGUAGUCAUUUUAGUUGGGGUGAUUUCAGGAGAUGGACAGAAAGACCCACAUCUUCAAAUUAACAUCAUGAAGUGGACGAAAUAUUAAGGGAUUACGCUGCACACUAAUCAGUGUUAGGUGCCUAUUUAGGUGAUCCUUCCUAACCGGGAUAAUAUUUCACCUUUUUGGACGUACAUUAUCAAAUGUAUGUGGGCUUGCUACCUACCGGGGGGCCACGCGUGAGUUGCGCCGGACCAACACAGGAGCCAGAUCAGGGUCCUACAUGCGUUAUUGGGCUGCAUGCUCAUAAUAAAUGCCAUACAUGGGAGGUAUGGGAGACACGCCUAGGUGCAUGCCCAUGCCGCGCCGACUACCUGCGUCCGAUCCCGCCUCCGGCUCCGCCUUGACCCCUAGUCCAGGAGGAUGAGGGAGAGGAGAUUGCGGUAGAUGCCACACAAGUCCACUAUCGCCAUAAACUAAUUCACACGCAUUUCGCCAUCCCCUCGCGCCCACCAUACCGUGAGGCAUUCCGUUGGCAUCCUCGGUAACGACGGUCGAAUUGUCAGGUUUGGUAAUAUUUUCUUUUUAGGGCCAAUAUUCCCGCGUUUUGGAGUAAGUGCACGAUGUCGUGCAUCUGCCAUCGUCAUUUAAGUAGUCGUUGUUACUUGAGAGCAUGUUUGUUGGAUUUUUCCAAACAUUACCUUUUUGUUCUCACCUCUCUCGCAUGCCUGCUACGCAGAGACGCAUCGAUGAUGUCCAUGCGACGCGCAAUAGAGGGCCUCUCCGUGGAAGAAAUCAAGGGCCUGAACACAUCUGAUCUAAACCUUCCAACACGCAUGGUGGACUUUGAGGAGGCCAUAUCUCGUGUCUCCAAAUCUGUUUCAAUGUCAGAUAUUGAAAAGUACGAAAAGUGGAUGCAGGAAUUUGGAGCCAUGUAA
This is a messenger RNA of Spirometra erinaceieuropaei, 36062 nucleotides long. Lineage: Eukaryota; Metazoa; Platyhelminthes; Cestoda; Diphyllobothriidea; Diphyllobothriidae. The record is from the annotation of a GenBank genome assembly.